This is a messenger RNA of Daktulosphaira vitifoliae (grape phylloxera), 1034 nucleotides long. RefSeq names its product PRADC1-like protein. The transcript is spliced from 5 exons. NCBI's taxonomy places the organism in Eukaryota, Metazoa, Arthropoda, Insecta, Hemiptera, Phylloxeridae. The record is from RefSeq and is a predicted model, not a curated record. The coding region runs from base 142 to 768 and encodes 208 amino acids.
AAUUUAUGUUGGUGAUAUUUACUAAAUUAUUCUUUGAAAAAUUAAUAAUUUUUUUUACCAAAUCGCAAAAUAACACAUAAGUGGUAUGAAUCUGCACGUCUUCAAAUCAAUUUUUUUGUUUUGUGUUAAUUCUGAUUAAAUAUGUUUUUAAUUCAAAAAUUAACAAUUAUUUUCAAACUCCUUACAGUUUUUUUUUUGACAGCCUUAAACUUAUAUUAUACUAUUGGUGAUUUAACUGGAGGUAUAGUUAAUAUAAAAGAGUUUGAAUAUGGUGAUGAUUUAUUCUUUGAGAUAAUGUAUCCUCCAGAAUUACAAUAUACCUAUCGCAUAAGACCAGCAAAAGAUAUUGGUAUUCCUUUUCGUAAAGAGAAUUUUCCUCCUGAAAAUAAUAAGCUGAUACUUCCUGAUCCUAUUUAUGGAUGUCAUAAACCAAAAAAUGCUAGAGCAAUUAAAGGAAAAGUAGCAUUUGUGAAAAGAGGAGAUUGCAGUUUCUUAAAAAAGACCCUAGUAAUGGAAUCAUGUGGAGCAAAAGCUGUUAUAAUCACAGACAGUAAUAUUUAUGAUGAUUCUGCUUAUGUACAUAUGAUAAAUGAUGACAGUGAGUUAAAAGCUAACAUUCCUGCUGGAUUUUUAGUUGGGAAAUCUGGUCAUUUAAUUCAAUCAACUAUGGCUGAAUUAAAGUUAAAAGAACUGCCAAUUUUUUUCCCACUCAAUAUGACAUUUGUAUCACUACAUGAAAUGAAUCAACCGCCUUGGAUCCCUAUAUAACUAUUUAAGAACAUUAAUUAAAACUAUUAGACUGAAAAUCAUUCAAUCUUUACCAUGAAAAAUAGUUUUAAAGUUACUAAGUACAUAUUUAUUGUUUAGAUUAUGAGAUUUAUCAAAUAUUUGUUACUAUUUGUUCUUCUUUUUUAAAUUUAUUAUUAGAAAAAUGAGUUGAGUUUCAAACAAAGGUAUUUUUGUAAAUAAAAUGUAUAUUCGUUUUUCAAUAAGAUAUUUGUUAUUAUCAUUAAUAAAUUGCUCAAUUGUUCUUC